AUGAGACAUAUGUUAAGGCAUAAAAGAAAAGUGACCAACCUCCUUCCAUCGAAGUUUACAGCGCCGAGCCAAAGUUCCGGAUCGCAGAGAAGAGCACCGCCCCCUGCUCCUUUAUACGAAGACCUGCAAGACCUGCCUAGAAGACCGCCUUUGCCACAGAGACCCGAAAUCGAACCACAAUUAGAGAUGGUGGAGACAAAGAGGCCCAAUUGUCAAGGAAGAGUGUUCGUUUGUGGUACGGGCGGUUCUUGGCGAAGUGGGAACCCGUGCAGCAAUAAUUGCAACGCACCAGUUUAUGAAGAACUCCCUCACAGAUCAGAUGACUCAGUUCACAGUGAUGAUCAUUUUGCUGAAGACGAACUAAGUCUAGUUGGUGAUGUUCUUCCUUGCCGGACCUGCGCUAGACCACCACAAUCUCUCCCCCAUCGACCUCGACAGCAACGUCUUGAUCGCCGACCAAAAUCGCUGGAAAGACGACGAGCACAUCGAAUGCCGAGACAUGUCCAUCCACCGGAUCCCUCGGAAUUCCACGAAGGAGUUUUACUAGAUGCCUUGCUAAGGCUAUAUCCUCAAGUGGGCACAGUGGGUGCCAGACCACCUGGUCCGAUACCUAUGAGCGCUGGCGGUGCUUGGCCUGGAGGUGAACUACCUGGCAUUGCCUGCUGGAGAGGACCUAGAGCGUCCCCCAAGCCCCCCAGUGGAGAUUCUUCCUUCGGGUCUGAUUCAGGUUACAGCAAUAACACAUGUGGUACCUGUGGUACCAGGGCCUCAUCUAAACAUAGAUUAUCAGCGGAAAUUCCGUUGUCAUGA
Pieris macdunnoughi is the source of this 810-nucleotide messenger RNA. The record is from the annotation of a GenBank genome assembly. NCBI's taxonomy places the organism in Eukaryota, Metazoa, Arthropoda, Insecta, Lepidoptera, Pieridae.